AAACCAUUCAAUUCAGUCGCUGUAGAUUUUUCAAUGGGAAUAGAUGUGCGUGGAUUGGGAAUAUUUUUUGCCUUGUACAUGUAGGAUUAAUGCUCUUUUGGCCAAAUUUUACUCGCAUCUUUUUUCGGGGGAUAUUCAACUUCAUAGUAAGCGGAAAAGAAUUUUUCAAUGUCCGUUCAUGUGCUUUUAAAGUGGCUUAAGUAGUUGGAAAGAAUCUAUAUUUUGAGUGAAAAAAUGUGGGUGGUUAGCAAUUUCAUUUAUUGUUGGAAAUCUUUUUCUUGAUGGACACAUUGAAAGUGAAGUUUCGAAUUUUUCCACCAUUUCAUAUAUUUUACGUGAGAUUAACAGUGAGAUGGAGAAAAAUUUAAAGAUCAGAGAAUUUUUUGAAGAAAUACCGUGAAUUAAUAAUGCAAUAGAAAAAUGAAAUUCCUGUUGAAAUUAAAUUAUUUACUACUCCUCCUCCUCCAACAAUCCACGGUGAAUGGGCUUUUGGAUGGUGUUAAUAGUGCUAUUUUUGGUCUACUCUCACCAAUAGAAGUUGUGGAAGAAUGGGGAUGUCAUGAUUCAGCUAUACGGUUGACGUGUAAUGACCACCACUCAACAAUUGCUAUUCUUGAAGCAACCUUCACUCCCAAUUGCACAGACAACAAAAUUAACUGCCCAUUUUUUGAUUCCAAGGGACGAAUUGUGAGGGCCUUUUUGCAACCACGCCACGACUAUCGACUAGAAGAGACAGAAGCUGGCCGGCGAUUUUUAGAGACACUCCGGAGAUCACAUGAAAAUCAAGAGGAUGCUGUUUACGAUGAUGAUGUGGAAAUGUAUGAGAAUGAGGAAGUGGGGUUGAAGGUGGGUGCCAGUCGAGAUGACACGGUGUUACUGAAAGAGAACCUCGAGAAAAUGUUGGUGGAAUAUCUGAAGAGAUUGACCGGGGAAGACUUUGAUGGAGAAGUUGAUGAUGAUAUUUCACGACAGCGUCGAUAUCUCGUAGCCGGAAAUACCACAUCAUUGUCACAAAUGACGAUGAUGAUGGACGAAAAUGUGAUUAGUGGCUUCAAUUUAACGGACGACGUUGAACUAAUUGAUAGUGAUGUUAAUGGGGAUGAUGCGAAGGUGCAAAGAGUACAAAUUGGUGCUAGAAAUAUAACAGUGAAUGAAAGUGUUGCUGAUCCACUAAGACGAUGGAAGCCACGAAAGUGGCAAGGUGAGAGGGUUCAGUGUAGCGAAAGGAGACACAGAAUCACGCGUCUAGAUCGCAUUGAGUUGGAUAAGGCUGUGCAAAAUGAAACAGAGCAUGAGUACAACAUCAGGAGGAUUCUCAACCACAGAUGCUCUGGAAGAAAUCAUUGUAGCUUUGUAUUUGCUGCAGAUCAUCCUUAUAGAAUUAUUUGGGACAGUGGUAUCGUGAGGAUCAAAUAUGCCUGCAUGGAUGAUUUCCGUGUGACUAAAUUCUGCGGAGAUCACUUAGCUAUUGGAAAUGAGAUCAACGUGAGUGAUGAUUACGAUAAAAAAGGCGAACCUAUAGCUGAAGCCAGAAUUUCAAUUGAUCAACAAUUUCAUCAAUUCACAAACCUUAAGAUACUCAAAGAAGUACCAGCCACUUUGUCUCCUGAUAAUGCAAGGAAACACCACAUUUAUUCCCAGGAUUUUCGAAAAUUAAAAAUAUUGCCGAAAGACGUGGACGAAUUUAACGACAUUGAAAAGAUAGGUGAUGAAUUUUACUUCCGGAAGGAUGAAGGAAGUGACUUAGCAACCGAACCACCGACCAUGAGUCCUUCGGAAAACAAUGAGAACGAUCUAGAAGCGGAAAGAGAUAAGGAAGAAAACUUGGUGACCAAUCUAGUCGAGCCAACGUCCACUUUUGGUCGUACAAAUAGUACAAUUAGAGAUAGCUUAGACUUAGACAGUAGGAUAGAUUAUGCAAUUGACACAGAAAAAACACAAAGUCCGAUAAGUGAUACAACAAAAGUCGAAGAUGCAGAGUCUGUGGAUACUACAAGAUCACAAUUGUGGGACAUAAUAAGAAGAAGCACGACUAGAGCACUUCCUACUGAGGGAUCAAAUACUUUUGGCGUGGAUUUCAGUGAAAUUGAGUCAACUUUAGCAAGCCUUGGGGAAAAUUUUACUGAGAUGGGUGGUUCGACAGAAAAAUCUGUGAUAGUUACCAAAUACAAAACAAGAGUACAGGAGGAAGAUAGUAGUGAGGAGGAUGAUUACUAUUUUGACGAGUAUGACUACAUAACUGGGCAUAGGAACACUGGAAGAAGAAAAUAUAAAAGUGUCCAGAGAACAGCUCUUAAGACCGCACUUAUACAAGGAUUCGCUAUGACACCCGGUUACCCCAAAUUCUAUGUUGGUGAAUGUGAUUGCAAGUGGACGAUAACAGCUCCGGAGGGACAGAAAAUUCGCCUAACAAUGCUAGAUAUAUCCCUAAGAUUCGAUAAUCCUUGCCGAGAUUACAUUGUAGUCAAGGAAUCUGCCCUGAAUCGUAUUCUCUUCAGUAGUUGCACUGAGCUUCUUCGUCCUAGGCUUGUGAUAAGUGACUCAAAUCAACUUGAGAUAACCGUUAAAUCUACGAGUAAGUUGGCUUAUCCCAAGAGAGGUGUACUUAUUCAUUACACUGCUGUUGGUUGUCUUACUCCGGACACCCCACCAAAUGUUCGACUUGUGGAGAGGAGUGAAGAGGUCGCAAAAUUCAUCUGUGAUCCAUCCUUCACACUCGUGUUUCCUGAUACAGCUGUUCAUAGUCGCGUCUUGAAGUGCACAGAGCGUCACACGUGGAACGACUCACUGCCCGAUUGCAUUGAUAAGGCAGAAACUAUAGGAAGUGGACUUGUGUUACCGUACAACGUGAGAAGAGCAGCCCCAAUCAACAUGGAGGACAAGGCAGAUAUGAUUUAUGAUAUUCUAAUUCCAUCAUUCAUUAUUGCCGGCCUCUUUAUCAUCAAUGCCAUAGUUUUUCUUGUGAUUAUGCGUUAUCGCAAUAAGAGGAGGGAUCGCUACGAAGAUGAUUCAAAAGAAAUGGUUGACCUUUAAACGAUGAAAGGAAGAAAGUAAAAAUGAAUGUAAAAUUGAUCAAAAAUUAACAGCAUAAAGCCAAAGACUUAUACAAAUGAUAAACGACACUCCUUUAAGAUGGCCAUCACAGAGAAUUUUCUUAUUUUUUAACAAUAAGACAAACAAACAUUUUUAUACCAGACUAUCUUCCGACUAUCAAAAUAGUAGUUGAAAAUAUUUAAAAAAAAAUCACCUAAUAUUGGAGGUUUUAUUUUAAUGUACAGAACAGAGAUUUAUGAUUGAAAGAAAUGUAAAAGUAAAAAAUCUUUAAACCAUAUCAUAUCUCUAAAAGUAGACAAAGAAUGAUGUCAUAUUCAAAUGUUUUUAGAGCAGUAUUUUACGUCGUUGAACCCAACAUAAAUCUCCAGUUUAUAUUUGAAAUAGAUAUCGUUACAAAAUGAAAAUAAAAUCUUCCAAAAAAGCUUUAGAUGCUAAAUAGAUUGAAAAUGAAUCAGCCACACCUUUCUCCUUCAUUUCGGUUUAGAGACAAAAACAACAAUUAACACAGCUUUGUAAGAAAAAAUAAAUAAAACAGCCAAGUGUAAAAAAAAAGUUAUUGUGUAAUUCUAAAAUAAAGGAAAAGAAUAUGUGUCUGAAAA
Phlebotomus papatasi is the source of this 3653-nucleotide messenger RNA. RefSeq lists its product as uncharacterized. Bases 421 to 3033 code for a protein of 870 amino acids. The record is from RefSeq and is a predicted model, not a curated record. Lineage: Eukaryota; Metazoa; Arthropoda; Insecta; Diptera; Psychodidae. The transcript is spliced from 13 exons.